CUAGCUCGCUCGGUAGUCUAGCUGGCCAGUCUGCUCCUCCCGUUCCGACGACCGACACUCGAAUUAGUCGUCACUCCGGUCUCCGGCUCUCCACCAGCCGCACGUUCUCCGAGCAUAUCCUCUUCAUUGUCUCUCUUUUUCUUCAUUUUUUUGUACCGUUUAGUAUACAAGUUGUAGCCAAUUGGUGGCGGUAAAGGCUCCCCUUAAAAGUGAACUGGAGCCGCGAACUCCUUCCAGGAACUGACAUGCCUCCUUAGCCAAUCCCUUUGGUCUCUGAGUUAGUGUAGUGACUUUCGGUGAAACCGGUUUCCUCUUCAACAGUUGCGUGUGAGUCUUUACGUCACUGGAAUCAUCCCAGUUUAUAGGCUUAGGCUUUAACGGGACGAAAAGCGGGAUUCGCCUGACUACUCAACUACCCCCAGCCAAAAUUGGAAGGAACGAGAUAUUUGGGUGGAGCUCUGGAUCCAUGUUUCAGUUCAGAAAAAGAAACAGUCUCCUUUGUUCUGUUAAUAUUGAAGUAGAGCAUCUGGAUGCCAAAAGUCAUAAAAUGAGACGUAUGUGGGGAGGAUAGAAGUUAUAUUUCCUCCUCGAAGUGUUUGCUUACGCAACGUGGAGAAAGCCAGUUCCUUGUGUAUCAUCACCCAGAGAUGUCACAGUUUCAGAAAACCUCAAAAAAAGUCCAGAUCUAAUGAGUCUGAUAAUACCAGUUUGGUAACAAAACUCACAUUUCUUCUUAUCUUCAUAUUGCGAGACCAUGAAUAUAAACUGUAGGCUGUGCAGAUAGGCUAAAAAUGACUUCAGGGAUCAAUGAAAAAGAGGAAUAUUGAAACUGUUUGAGACUUGGAAGUCCCUCGAGUCUUAGACUCAUUUUCAUUUUAAAAAAGAAGCAAUGGGGCCCAUAAAUCGAGAAAAUUGGGUCUCAGCAAAGAAAUGUGGAUUCCUGAGAGGCCCAAAUGAGCAUCCAUGGAAAAGGUGACAGCUAAGCCAGUGAUGCGCAAACGACGUGGAUUAGCCAGUGCCAUUUUGGGCCUCACUGUGGGCCUUCUUCUAGGAUUUUUAAUCCUGAACCAUCGAAUUUCCACCCCCUCGGUUGUCAACCGUUUGAAUUUCUCUAUUCCAAUCAGUUUAGAACAAAGAAACGAUGUCUUCGGAGACAGAGAAGAGCGAGUGAACACUUCAUCCUCAAAUCUGGUCUUCGUCGGAGUAAUGAGUGCCCAGAAGUAUCUGGAGAGCAGGGCCAAGGCCGUCUACGAGACCUGGGGCAAAGAAGUGCCAGGGAAAAUAGCCUUUUUCGCUUCCGAAUUCUCCACCGUUCCUGAAAAUUGUCCAGAUUUGCCGCUGGUACCUCUUCCCAGAGUUGAUGAUAGCUAUCCACCUCAGAAGAAGUCUUUCCUCAUGCUUCAGUACAUGUGGAAUAAUUUCGGAGAGAAGUUUGAGUGGUUUUUGAGAGCCGAUGAUGAUGUUUAUGUGAGGACUGAUCGACUGGAGAAAUUGCUGAGGUCUGUGGAUUCUAGAAGAGCGAUGUACAUUGGUCAAGCUGGAAGGGGCAACUCGGAAGAGUUUGGACUGUUGUCGUUGGAGUAUGAUGAAAAUUUUUGUAUGGGAGGACCUGGAGUGAUUAUUUCGAGAGAGACUUUGAGGAGGAUUGUGCCACAUAUUAAGAAUUGUCUUAAGAAUUUGUAUACUACUCAUGAGGACGUUGAACUUGGGAGGUGUGUGAAAAAAUACGCUGGGAUUCCGUGCACCUGGAGUUAUGAGAUGCAGUCGAUCCUCUACCACAACAGCAGCGGGGACCAGGCCUUCACCGGUAAACUUAAAAGAAAGGAAGUUCAUCGUGCUAUCACCCUACAUCCGGUUAAAAGCCCGCCGCACAUGUACAGGGUGCAUAACUACAUGAGGGGCUUGAAAAUCCAAGAUCUCGAGCACAGGAGGAUCCUUCUCCACAGAGACAUCCACUCGAUGUCUUCCAGUUUAGGAAUAGAAAUAGACAAUAUUAAAAAUUACACCCUAGCCAAAGGCGUAGCUUUAUUUCCUCAAAAAUCAAAUUCCGUGGAUUAUCCAGGUGACACCAAAGUUCUCGGAGUCCCCCCUGGUCUGCGGUCGUUCAAACCUCACUCGAGUGAUGAAGUCAUCCCUUGGGAUUUCCUUUCGCGGUCAGCAUACAGUUUGGGCGAUUCGAAUCCACGAAGAAGAAUUCACAGUCAUGUGAAGGAAGGCCUGGAAGAUAUUACGAGGGAAGUUAUGGCUUCAAUAAAUUCUUGUUCUCGACAACGUGGAAGAAUUGUAGAAGAACGAACAGCUCUUUAUGGCUACCGAAGAGUCGAUUUCUUCGGAGCCGACACAAUUCUCGAUCUUCUUUUAGUUUAUCGAAAAUAUCGUGGCAGGAAAGUCACGCUCCCCGUCAGAAGACACGUUUAUCUUCAUCAACACUUCACGGGUUUAGAAAUCCGAGAAGUGAUUGACGGAACCGAGGUGGAGCCAAACGAAACAAAAAGCAGUUCCAAUUCCCUGCAGGAUAUUUUCCCAGGUUUUCUCAGUUUGAGCUUCACUUCAAAGGCAAUUGCCGAUCCCAUUCAGCGUAAAAUCAUCCACUUCAUUUUGCCACUAUCCGGCAGAUACGAAAUUUUCGAGAGGUUUCUGAAAAAUUAUGAAGAAGUCUGCAUCAGCAGUGGAGAAAGAACGAAAUUACUCGUGGUUCUGUUUCCUCAUAAGAGAGAGGAUUCUUUCAAUAGGACUAUAAAUCUGAUCAAUCGUUUGAAAUAUAGACAGCCGAGUGCAGAAAUCAACGUGAUACGAAAUUUGGGAAAUUUUUCUAGGGCUACGGCACUUGAUAUGGGGGUUUCUACUCUGGAAAAUGAAGAUCUGAUGUUUUUUGUAGAUGUGGAUAUUGUUUUCACUCGAUCGGCCUUGAUCAGAAUUAGACUUAAUACUGUUCUUAAUCUCAGGAUAUAUUUUCCGAUUGUCUUCAGCCAGUAUGAUCCCAAAAUUGUUUAUGGAAAUGAAAAAGAAAGAGAGAAAUUUAUCAUCAAUGAUGAGAGUGGAUACUGGAGGCAGUUUGGAUUUGGAAUAGCCACUUUGUACAAAGUGGAUUACAGAAGAGUUGGAGGUUUUGACUUGUCAAUUCAAGGAUGGGGAAAAGAAGACGUCGAUUUUUUCGAAAAAUCUGUGAAAUCGGACCUAGAAGUAUUUCGAGCUCCGGAUCGGAAUUUAAUUCACGUUUAUCACGGGGUUGACUGUGACUCUGAACUUUCCGAUGUUCAAUUUUCCAUGUGCAAGGGCACAAAAGCGGACACUUACGCGGGAACGGAACAACUCGCCAAUCUUAUUUAUCAAAACCCGGAAUACUUACGAUUCGCGAAAAUGAGAAGGUUCCGAAAUACGAAACCUGGUGGAUGAACAUUUAUAUGAUACAUGAGCGUAAUUUAAUUAAAAAUCUCUCAGUUUCUUCAGCUGGGAAAUGAACUUUGUACUUUAGACGACACUGAAUUUCGGCAAAUCCAAAGAAUUUUUUAUUUCGAUCACGUUAAAAAAGGCUGGAAGCUGUAUUUGUUAUUUUUAACACCUCAUUUUUCGAACUAUCGAAUGCCAGAAUAGCUAUUUUGAAGAUUUGUAAAUAAAAUGUAGAAUAAUAAGAAUCCUAAAGACUUUAAGCUAGUUUUAGAUUUAUUUUGUAUAAGACAAUUAGUCGCGUCGUUGCUUUCUGAUAGUAAAUGAUAAAAUGUAAAAGAGUGUACUGACGUGAGAUCGAGACUCGAUUUUGUUGCAGCUCAAAAUAUAUAAUUUUUAAGGGUACUUUCUGUUAAAAGUGCAUUCUGACCGAUUUUUUAAAGUUUUAGUUUACAUCAUGCAUAUAAUUCUUUUCAAAGAUGCUUUUGCUCUCUCAAAUAAUAAGUGUGUGCUGAAAUAGUUA
Belonocnema kinseyi is the source of this 3910-nucleotide messenger RNA. RefSeq names its product chondroitin sulfate synthase 1 (gene Chsy). Bases 964 to 3396 code for a protein of 810 amino acids. The record is from RefSeq and is a predicted model, not a curated record. Gene Ontology annotation, molecular function: glucuronosyl-N-acetylgalactosaminyl-proteoglycan 4-beta-N-acetylgalactosaminyltransferase activity. The transcript has 7 exons. Gene Ontology annotation, cellular component: Golgi cisterna membrane. Lineage: Eukaryota; Metazoa; Arthropoda; Insecta; Hymenoptera; Cynipidae.